CGCGAGAGAGAGAGAGAGAGAGAGAGAGAGAGAGAGAGAGAGAUGGGGUGGAAGUGGGUGGACGAGCCGGCGGAUUCAUUGCCGCCGGGAAGAGGGUUAGGGAGCGUUGGAGAGCUUGAGAACUCUAACCCUAGAUCGACGGAGGAUCGUUGCUCGACGAUGAGGGUUUUAUCGACCAACUGCCGCACUGAGGAGGUCGAGCCCGGCCGAUUCAUUCGGAAGUGUGCGAAUGUGGAGCAGACCUUUAGGAGUUGCAUCGGAAGACCUACUGAGCUGGUGGAGUCUAGAACUGAACACACAGAAGAUGAUGUUACUGAUGAAAUCAAAAGCAGUGUGAUUUCCUUCGGAUCUUCCAGGCCACAACCCUUCAAUUUACCAGGUUUUCAAAAUGAAAUUGAGGCUAUCGAGCGGGGCUUAUCCGGUGGAUUCAGCCGCUUCCUGGAUGCAGCUGAAGAAAUGGCAAAUGAUAUAUUCAAUUCAUUGAACAUUCCUCCUUUCCGUACCAGGGAAUCGCCAUCCUUUGACCGUGCAGAAAGGCAACCUGAACAAGAUGUUUCUAAGAAGCAUGACUCCCCUUAUUCUGAAAUUUCCGGGGAAAUCAAAGAGCUCUAAUAAAAUCCAUGAUCUAGAUAUGUACAAAGAAACGGUGUAUGAGACAUUCCUUUUUCCAAACCGAAUUCUGCAUUUGGCUUUAAAGCUAAAUCUGUAUGUGCUCUGCAUAGUCUGAAGAUGUUGGAAGUUCUGCUAAGCCUUUUAUUUUGUUUUUUGUAAGACAUUGAAAAGCCCUAAAAUCAGUUGAUGACAGACAAUGUGUUUUGCCAACAUAUUAUUCUGAGGUUUUGUUCUCUCUUA
This is a messenger RNA of Dioscorea cayenensis subsp. rotundata (Guinea yam), 852 nucleotides long. Its product is annotated as fra a 1-associated protein. The record is from RefSeq and is a predicted model, not a curated record. Bases 43 to 612 code for a protein of 189 amino acids. The transcript has 2 exons. Lineage: Eukaryota; Viridiplantae; Streptophyta; Magnoliopsida; Dioscoreales; Dioscoreaceae.